AUGCAAGGCCUUUGGUGUGAAGGAUUAGCAAUUUUUCAAUCAGGUUUGAGCUUAGCUUUAGAAGUUGAGAAUAUGGAGCAAAAGAAGAUCAGCAGCAGCAGCAGUAGCAACAACAACGCAGUUAUAAGAGAUGAGGAUGAAUAUAAAGGUGUACCAAUUCAUAGCCAAGUCAUGAAGAUAAAGCAAGAGUUUGAGAAGAUCAAGCAUCCAUCACUGCAGCAGCCAGAUAUGAGAAGGGUUCUCCGAGAGAUUACCAGGCAACGGUCCCGAUCCCCUCUAGGAUUAGCUGAAAGACCCAUAUCAGUUGGGAAUUCAUAGGAGCUACCAUAAUACACCUGUAGAAGAGAAGAAAGAGAAAUGGUUACUCUCAUGGCAGCAGGUUUUUAGGAUUAGUCUUGUUUCAAGUUUUUUUUUUCUCCCUGCCAGUUUCUGGAUCUUUGUUCUAUCUGCAGUAGGUAUCCUCCAACAUGUUUAUGGAGAAAACCUUAUCUCUUUCUUCUCUUCGGCUUCUUCUUCUUUUGCCCUGUUCAUAAUAGUUUUUCUUCCAUUAAUAUCUAAAAGCUUCUUGUAUAGAUUAAACCAGCUUCCUCUGUUUCCUUCUCUAGUUUGAUUGUAGCAAAUCACGUAUCUGGCUUUUGACGCCCCAGUUUCCUAUUUAUCGAAACUUCUUUUAUUAA
Messenger RNA from Gossypium raimondii (Peruvian cotton), 677 nucleotides. RefSeq lists its product as uncharacterized. The record is from RefSeq and is a predicted model, not a curated record. The coding region runs from base 1 to 318 and encodes 105 amino acids. The transcript has a single exon. Lineage: Eukaryota; Viridiplantae; Streptophyta; Magnoliopsida; Malvales; Malvaceae.